Danaus plexippus (monarch butterfly) is the source of this 998-nucleotide messenger RNA. Its product is annotated as protein lethal(2)essential for life-like. The coding region runs from base 142 to 591 and encodes 149 amino acids. Lineage: Eukaryota; Metazoa; Arthropoda; Insecta; Lepidoptera; Nymphalidae. Gene Ontology annotation, molecular function: protein folding chaperone. The record is from RefSeq and is a predicted model, not a curated record. The transcript has a single exon. Gene Ontology annotation, biological process: protein refolding; response to heat.
AAACAUUUUUGAUUCCAAUCAUUGCAUAUUAUUUGUCAAUAAUAUUAGCUAAAUUUGACGUUUAGAACGUAUCCUUUAUUAUGCAUUUAAUAUAUAUUUUAUAAUAACUUUAUACUUUUAUGAAAAUAAAUUUAUUUAGAUAUGAUUUUGAGCCCUCUUCUAAACGUUAGUCUGCGCCCACAAUUGUGUUCGUGGGUGAAGCAAACGAGAAAUUUAAGACCAAUCAUAAAAAUAGGCAAAGAGAGAUUUCAGUUGUUCCUAGAUGUUCAUCAGUUUAACAAGGACGAAAUAAGAGUUAAGGCGAGAUCCGAAUUCGUUAUCGUGGAAGGCAAACAAGAAAGGAAAACCAAAAACGGUUGUCUGAUACGGACUUUUGUGAGAAGAUUCAAGUUACCAGAAGGUUGUAACCCUCAAGAUAUAAAAUCGAAGCUAUCUCCAGACGGUUGCUUAAUGAUCACAGCUCCUAGAAAUAAGUGCAGUGUGAACUAUCCUUGUGAAACUGUAAUACCUAUUGCUUCUACUUCAAAAGAAUCCGAUGUUUUUAAGGAAGAUAAGCCUAGUGGUUCAUCGAAGCCACCAGAAAGUAAAUAAAUAUUUGCCAUGAGUAAAAUAUAAUAGUAAAUACAGUCUUCGGGUGGGCAGAUAUUUACAGAUAAUCUAUUUUUAUCAUGCAGACAAACUGCAUACGGCACACUUCUUUGAUACAUCACUAUCAAACGUAUCUAAAUAUAAGCCGAUGAUUCACAACUAGUGCAGUAUAAUUUCAUCGGUGGCUAGAAAUUUCUCGAGUAUAUUGAUAUGUAGUUCCAACUUCAUCACGUCCCUGCUCCACGGCAUAUAAAUAGCUGAAGCUUUGAAAUUGAUUCAUUCAGGCGGCAAACUAAUAUUCGAAAGGUAUAUCGAGAUCAAAAUGUCUAUUUCUCCGUAUUUCUUCGACUACGAUCUAGGAUGGCCACGACGGCUGUAUGAUCAAAACUUUGGCCUAGCUCUAACACCAC